Molecule: messenger RNA, 2130 nt
Organism: Solea solea (common sole)
Lineage: Eukaryota; Metazoa; Chordata; Actinopteri; Pleuronectiformes; Soleidae
Gene: stx2b
Product: syntaxin 2b
Exons: 11
Coding region: 247-1137 (296 amino acids)
Biological process (GO): exocytosis; synaptic vesicle fusion to presynaptic active zone membrane; intracellular protein transport
Cellular component (GO): plasma membrane; SNARE complex; synaptic vesicle
Molecular function (GO): SNAP receptor activity; SNARE binding
Source: RefSeq, a predicted model, not a curated record
UCUGUUGCGCUUGUGCGGUGAGGAUUAUCGACAGAGACUUAUUUAAGUUUUGGGUCUUUACAGUCUUUUUUUUAGAUAGAUAUAUCAAUAGUUCUUUGUUGAAUUCUGACCUCUCUCCUCUCAGCGAGGCUGUUUCCGCUCAGUCCACAGAACGGUGGCGCGGUGUCACUGUGUUACACAUGGAGACUCCUUACAGGAAGACGCAGGUGUUGAACUAGAGCCACGAAGAGUCCUGGCGACGAGCUGAUGUUUGUGAUGAAGGAUCGACUCGCCGAACUCAACGUUAGUAGGACACAGGCAGAUGAGGAUGUUGCAGUCACUGUGGACAGAGAUGGCUUCAUGGAGGGCUUUUUCAGGAGGGUGGAAGAAGUCAGAGGACUCAUUAAUAAGAUCUCCCAUCAAGUGGAGGAGGUGAGGAAGACACACAGCAUGAUCCUGACUGCACCCAACCCUGAUGACAGAACAAAGGAUCAACUCUACGCGCUGACCAACGAUAUCAAGGGCAACGCCAACGUGGUGCGAACCAAACUCAAAUCCAUGGAGCAAAGUAUGCCCAAGGAUGAUGAAACGAACCGGUCUUCUGUCGACUUCAGGAUCCAGAAAACGCAGCACACAGUGCUGUCCAGAAAGUUUGUGGAGGUCAUGACCCAGUACAACGAGACGCAAGUGUUCUUCCGGGAGAGAAGCAAAGGAAGGAUCCAGAGACAGCUGGAGAUAACUGGAAGGGUGACAACCAACGAGCAGCUGGAGGACAUGUUAGAAAGCGGAAAUCCAUCAAUAUUCACAUCUGAUAUCAUUUCCGAUUCCCAGAUCACACGUCAGGCCGUGGACGAGAUAGAGUCGCGUCACCAGGACAUAAUUCGCCUGGAGUCGAGCAUCCGAGAGCUUCACACCAUGUUCAUGGACAUGGCCAUGCUGGUCGAGUCUCAGGGGGACAUGGUCAACAACAUAGAGAAUAACGUCACCAACGCAGCUGAAUACAUUUGUCGUGCAAAGGAAGAGACCAAAAAAGCAGUGCGAUACCAGAAGAAGUCCCGAAGGAAAUGCAUCAUUCUCGCCUUUGCACUGUUGAUCCUGAUCGCUGUCGUCGCACUGGUCGUCGGCCUCUCCGUCGGACUAACCAAACCUCCCGUGUGAGUCCGCUGGGAAUCACCGCGCGAGACACUUCCCUGCCUUGCCUUGACUUUGUGUGGCGUCACCGGCCUCCUCCUCCUCCUCCUCUCACUCACUCAUCGUCUUCCUCGGAGUCUUCGAGUGAUGGACUUCAUGGUUUGCAGCUUUCAGGGUUCUGCUCCUGUGGCGGCGAGGCAGAGAACAGUCACUGACUUUAUAGCAGAAACAUAAUGUAUGCGACCCACUUUGCACCAGCGAACCUCAGACCUCAUCCUCUAGAGCAGUUCUGUUCAGGUGGGAUCCAGUGAAGUGACCUCUCUGCACUUUUUCCCUUUGUGCCUUAGCUGAGAUAGCACGUCAGAUGUAUUCACUGGUGUAUGUUGAAUAUUCUCUGUAUCGCAGUACAUUUUUGAUAUCGUGUAUCACUGUUAGAGAUUCCGUCAGAGUGAUGUAGGCCGUAGUGAAAAUAUAAAAAUAACUAUACCACCUGCAGCGUCAGAGCUCGCCUCAACAGACUGGAAACAAAAAAACCCAGCUUUUUCAACAAAAUACCUGCCAUUUUAAGAUUGUGCAGGGGAUUAUGUGAUCGUUUCUUGGCUGUUUACAUUUCUCUGUACAUAAAAAAAAAUAUAAUUGUGUUGAACUAAGCUACAAUGUCACUUGUGGCUUUAUAUUUAAUGUAUAGUAUAACAAAGGUGUGUUUCCUACAAAAAACGAUUGACUAUUAUACAACCAUUCUCUUGUUUUAUUGCAUAUUUACUGUACGUCAUGUGAAUUGAAUGUUAAACUUUAACAAUUGAUAAUGAUAAUGAUAAUAAUUGAAUUUAACAAACUGUCAGUGUGUUAUGACUGAAAUAAUAGCUGUGAAAAAACUGAUGUAUGAUAGAAUUCUGAGAUGGGUUUGAUUUCAAGAGCACACAUUUCUAUUUUGAUACAUUUUGGAUUCUUUGUUGUUGUUGUUUUUUUAAGUCAAACCUUGUGUUUUAUCAUUUUAAAGCAGAACAAUUAAAAAUAAAG